UCAGAUACCCAAACAACCACAACAUGUAAAAACGCCCCCGCCUUUCGUUCUCAUAAAGCUAGAACAGACGUAGACCGACGUCUCAGUCAGUGGCACCGCGACGCCCGAGUUACACACCACUCACACAUACACGCACCGUCAUGUCGAAACGCAACAAGGAACUGGAAGCCGAAGUGCUCGACUGGAUUUCGAAGGUACUGGGGGAACCCUUGCCGAAGGGCGACUUCGAAGACAUCCUCAAGGACGGCGUGGUGCUCUGCAACCUCAUGAACAAACUGGCACCGGGUUCCGUUAAGAAGAUAGCCACCAAAGGUACCAACUUCCAGCUCAUGGAAAACAUCCAGAGGUUCCAAGCGGGCAUGAAAGCCUACGGCGUGCCUCAAGAGGAAAUAUUCCAAACGGCUGACCUUUUCGAACGGAGGAACGUCGCACAGGUCGCGUUAUCAUUAUACGCGCUGGGAAGGUUGACCCAGAAGCAUCCAGAAUGGAACGGUCCAACUUUGGGGCCGAAAAUGGCCGAGAAAAACGAGAGGACGUUCACGGAAGAACAGUUGAGGUCCAGCGAGGGAUUACUCAACCUCCAGAUGGGUUACAAUAAGGGCGCGUCCCAAGCCGGUUUGGGCUCGUUCGGCAAUACGCGUCACAUGUAAAAGUAUAAAUUUUCGGCAAAAUUUCGGGAAUAUUCAUUUGGCACGCGGUCUACGUUUAUUGACAUAAUCUGGCGUUUAUUUUUACGCGUGGGGGGCGGGGGGAGGCGUGGCCGAAAAUAGAUUUUAGUGUUUUCGCGGGGAACUGGUAAACAAAAUUCUGGAACGCGUGUGCAGACAAAAAUUUUUUGCACUUUUAGAGUAAACUAACUAACGUACACGUAAAUUAUUAUGUUGAAGUUUAUAUUGAAAAAUGUAAUAAAAAGGUCGUUAUUUA
This is a messenger RNA of Cylas formicarius (sweet potato weevil), 924 nucleotides long. Its product is annotated as myophilin. The transcript has 3 exons. The coding region runs from base 141 to 650 and encodes 169 amino acids. The record is from RefSeq and is a predicted model, not a curated record. Lineage: Eukaryota; Metazoa; Arthropoda; Insecta; Coleoptera; Brentidae. Gene Ontology annotation, molecular function: actin binding. Gene Ontology annotation, biological process: actomyosin structure organization.